Molecule: messenger RNA, 777 nt
Organism: Dendrobium catenatum
Lineage: Eukaryota; Viridiplantae; Streptophyta; Magnoliopsida; Asparagales; Orchidaceae
Product: B3 domain-containing protein LFL1-like
Exons: 6
Coding region: 1-777 (258 amino acids)
Molecular function (GO): DNA binding; DNA-binding transcription factor activity
Source: RefSeq, a predicted model, not a curated record
AUGGCCGGAAUCCAAAGUGGCGCCGCCUCUCCCGACCUCCUCACCGAGGCUUGCUUCGCCGUUCGUCGCCGUAAGGGCACUUCCACCGGACACCGCCGCGCCGCCGCCGCCGCCGCCGCCGGCUUUUCCUCACCGCCUAUACUACCUCGCUCAGUCACCACUCCACCAGAACCCCUAGCCAUGAAUGGUUUGAGAUUCCUUCUCCAGAAGGAACUCAGGAACAGUGAUGUCGGCUCGCUGGGAAGAGUUGUUCUUCCUAAGAAAGAGACAGAAGCCAAUCUUCCAAUCCUCACUGUAAGAGAAGGCAUCUCAUUGCCAAUGAUCGAUUUGGACACAGCUCGAGUUUGGAAUUUUAAGUUCAGGUUUUGGCCUAACAACAAGAGCAGAAUGUACAUAUUGGAGAAUACUGGUGAGUUUGUAAGGAGCCAUGGACUUAUAUCAGGAGAUUUCAUCAUGCUUUACAAGGAUAAUGAGAAAGAUAGAUAUGUCAUUCGAGCUAAGAAGGCUGGAAUGCAAGAGCCAGUUCUUGCUUCACUUCCUGGAAUAGAAGAUGGAAUCUUUGAUUCCAUUGUUACUGAUAUAGUGGUGGCUAGAGCAAGAUAUUCUGAUCUGUAUUUACCGUUAGGAGAUGGAAUGAAUAUGGCAUUUGGUCUCAAUUGUGCCUUCUCUGCGGACUUGUUAAUGACUGUUCCUGAUGAGAAACUGGAAAAUUACUCAGCUGAAUCUACACCUAAGUUGGGAUCCAUGGAGAACUUAACCUUGGAUGAUCUUUACUAA